Ophidiomyces ophidiicola is the source of this 2148-nucleotide messenger RNA. RefSeq lists its product as uncharacterized. The record is from RefSeq and is a predicted model, not a curated record. The coding region runs from base 1 to 2148 and encodes 715 amino acids. Lineage: Eukaryota; Fungi; Ascomycota; Eurotiomycetes; Onygenales; Onygenaceae. The transcript has 4 exons.
AUGGCACAACCGCCGCAGAUGUCGCUGGAGGCGGCGCUGGACGAAGAACGGCGCGAAAUCCUGGACAUCCUGGAGGGCAAGACGCAGAGCCCGCCCUCGCAGCGCCCCGCCCGCCAUGUGAGCCCCGCGCCGCCUGUCCGUAGCAUGCUGGACAUCGCUCCCGAACCAGCACCGCAGCGCCAUGGCUCCGUCGCCGGCCUGGGCGCAGGUGUAACCCAGCCGCCCUCCCGCGCGACGGCCAAGUCCAGCGCCGGCGUGCGCAGCAUGCUCGAGCCCAUUGCGCCCUCGCCGCUGCGCUUGACCCAGAGCGCGACCUCCUCGCCCACCACGGACUCCGCGCCCGCCCACGAGCCGCCGCCCGACGGCCUCCGUCGCGCCUCCGAUUCCUCGUCCAAGGGCCUUCCCGAGGUGAAACGCCGCCAGGGCGUGGAUCCCCAGCAGGACUACCAGUUCGAGAUGCUGCCCAGCAUUCCCAGCGCCUUGCCCAAGCGAGUGACCCAAGGUGGAAAGCUGAGCCAUCAUAACACCGCGCUCCAUACGAAUUCAAUGGCCUCUGUGAUGUCUGGUGGAGAUAUCGGACUACUUCCGGGUUUCCCAAGAGGCAGGCAGAUCGGAAGACACCAGCCCAUUCCCGGAAGAUCCAAAUCCCCUUGUUCACGACCUGCGCGCUCACAGUCACCGGGGUUGAACUCCAACUCCAUGAAUCUAAUGAGUACUCCAGGGAAAUUUGUGACUGAUUCUGGGAAAGUGAUAAAUAUGGACCAUGCUUACAGGCGGCUAUCGAAUGCUGCGAUUAUGAGAUCUGGCGGACUGUUGGCUAAUUACCCUGGAAAUUCACCACAUAAACAGGGUGAUGGCGUUGAUGGAGCAGCUGAUGGAGACGCUAGGCUUCAGAAAGAUUAUUACUCUGAUACGCCAGAGGGCGGUUUCAGCGAGGAUGGUACAAGUGACGACGUUGAAGAUACUAGCUCGGGAGAAGAUUCGUGGAAGUCAGAAAUCCAUCGCGGACGAAGACGGAUUAGAAAAAAAAUUGCAGAUAUAGAUGGAGCUGGCAGCACCAAAGGAGAAACCAAGAAAGUUCAGAGCCUGCUCGCUGCUGCGGAAGAAGAACGUGCAAAAAUAUCCUCUACUUACAAAGUCAAGUCCUUACUCGAUCCUGUCGGGCCUCGCACGGCGAAAGCAACUGCGGAGAAACUGAUGAACAACAGAAAGACUGGCAUUCAUCCGAAUACUAGCUUUGAUCUGACCGCAUCUACCAGCAAUACUCCAGUCGGCUCUGAAGACGAGGCUGAGUUUUCAGAUAUCAAAAAGGCGCAGAAUCUUAGCAUUUACAUGUCCGCUGUGGACCAGACGGUGCCUAACAGGGUGAUUCGCACGAUAAUCCGUGGCGAUUUCAACAGAACCCAAGAAGAGGGAGACCAUGGCCAUCGGCGGCUACGGAAGUAUCUGGUUGCAACCGAUCUAAGUGAAGAGUCAACCUACGCGCUUGAAUGGACCAUCGGCACUAUCCUCCGCGAUGGAGACACAAUGUACGCUGUCUACGCAGUCGAAGAAGAGUCGAGCUCUGGCAAAUCUUCUGGAGAUACGGACAGCAUCAGUUCGGUGAAUAUCAACGACGGGGCAAAAGCGAUGCUGGACAUUACGACGACCGUAGGUGCGCAGACGGAAAAAACGCUAGGAGAUUCCAACCGGGCAUCUGCCCACCCGUCGCCGCAAGGGUCUGCCGUUCAUCUGAUGUCGGAUAGCAAGAGCGGCUCCAUUGAUUCGCGCGCGACAACGAAAAUCGAGGCAGAGAGACUCCGUGCUAUAGAAUUACUAUCUCAAACAGUUGUGAGGUUACUACGCAAGACGAGGCUGCAGGUUCGAGUUGCAAUCGAAAUAAUCCAUUGCAAGAGCCCCAAGCAUCUGAUUACGGAAGCUAUCGACACUCUUGAGCCCACACUGGUAGUACUAGGCUCUCGAGGACGAAGCGCUCUCAAAGGCGUCCUACUUGGCUCGUUCUCCAACUACAUAGUGACCAAGUCCUCCGUGCCGGUGAUGGUUGCUCGUAAGAAAUUACGCAAGCACUCAAAGCUGAAGAACACGCGUGUUCGACUGACAAACAAUCUAACCACUCCGAGAAAACUUGCUUUUGCGAAAAUUGAUUAA